Leptosia nina is the source of this 4077-nucleotide messenger RNA. Lineage: Eukaryota; Metazoa; Arthropoda; Insecta; Lepidoptera; Pieridae. The record is from the annotation of a GenBank genome assembly.
AUGGCCUACAAUCUCAAUGAAAGGUUUGCUCCUGCACCUCCAUAUUUUAGGUUUUUAGAUCCUGGAGCAUAUCAGAGUACAAGUACUCCAAUCACCAGAAUUAAUAAAGCACCCUUUUUAUCGAACUGUGAAAGAAAAAUCAAAUCUGGAGAUAAAAUAUGGACACACACUAUAUAUUCCACCGAUAUAAAACGGCACAUUUCAAAUUGUACUGCACUUAUGUCAAAAAUUCCAAGAUUUCCCUAUGAAGCCAAUAAAUUUCCUAACAUUGACGAAAUUCUAUGUCAGUGUAAGGACCCAAAUAUAUGCGAAUGUGAUAUUGGGGAAACAGUAUUAGAAGAGGCCGUAUGUAAAGGAAAAUUAAAACGUACAAUAUUUAAAGGUCACCCACCAAGAUCAAGCCGCGGAGAUGGUCUUUCAGCUCCAUCAAAAGGAGGCCAAAGGUUUAAUGUUUUACCAGAUGGAUCAAAUAAACGAGUACUUUUACGACCUGAAAAAGAAUGUCCACCAUUUUAUAAUACUAACAUUACGGAGGCUAAUGCUUUUUAUAGGGGUUGCAAAUGGAGUCACAGGACGGCGAAAUUACCACAAAUUGUUAACGAUAUGCCUGGACCUGACACUUAUACAUUAGAGCACGAUCCAACUGCUGCCAACAUAUGUGCUGAAAAGUUGCGAUCUUUUAAAAGAAGAACGUCAAAACAAUAUCGUUUUAUAGAUAUGGUACAACGAAGAAAUAUUCUAGAUAAUUUACCUGGACCAUGCUCAUAUAGUCCGAAAUUCAUGAAAGGAACUGAUUUAAACUAUUUGGGACCAAAAGCACCCCGUUUUAGUAAAACGAAAAUGGACAUUAAAUGGCCUGGGCCAGCAGAUCAUUGGAUUAGGCGUGACUUUGAUUCACCUGAACUCCCAACGAAAUUUUGUCAUGCACUAUUACCAAAACGCGCGCCUUUUGGAUCGAAGUCUGUUCGCUUAAAACAUCGUAAGGAUGAAGGGCCUAGUCCGGCGAGUUACGAUCCAAGAUAUAAGCCGUGCCAAUUCAUUCGUUGUUUUAAGGUUCCCUUUUUUGUAUCCACUCAAAGAUUUAAGGAUGUAGUAUACGAAGAGGAAGAAGAUGAGGAUUAUUUUGAACCUGCAAAUGAACCUGAAACCAAAAAAAGUGAUGAAAAAGUAAAAGUGAUUCCAACUUGGCAAUUUAAAUCUGAAACUGUUAGAAUGAAACCGCUUAAAAAAGAAUCUCUAAAAUCUUCUAUGGUGGUCAAUGAAUUGACACGUAAAAAGGAAAGAAUUUUGGAACUACAACAAUCAGCGCCUUUUUUUAGCUCUGAGGCUCGUUUUCGCCCUUGGUAUAAUUGGAUACCCGUUCACGCGAGAGAGAAAACUCCCGGUCCAGCCUAUUACCUUGCGCAGCAAGCGAGAUGCUAUCCUGCUGUUAAACAAGGCCCACUAUUUAGGGUGCCGAGAUUUUGUUCUCUACAGACUCAGUCACCUGCACCAAACGAAUACCAUGUUUCUAACGGUAUAGAGGGAAUACUAAAAACUCAUAAUGAUAGAUUGAAAAAUAAUAUAGAGAAACAGCACAAGUUUUAUUGGGAACCUCCCGGUAUGGCAGUUAAAUUAAACAAUGAAGAAAAGGAGGAAAUGCUGCUUAAUCAGUCUAUAGCUCUCUUGGAAACUCCGAUUUUAAACAAUUCUAAUAGAACAAUUCGAAGCACUCAAAACCAGUCACAAAAAAACAUUGUAAAUGUUGUCCCCAGUCAUAAUAUCAAUACAUCUGUGGCAAAUUCUAUUAUCGGACUUAAAAUAUACAUUAAGGACAAAAGUGAUGAUGAAAUAGUCAGUGCUAACUUCCAAACAUCAGUGUCUAAUGCGUCGUUCAAUCCAACCACGUUUUCGUCUCAACGCAAUGCAAACGAGGACGCAGGCAACGCGCAUUAUGCUGAAUCGCAAAUAGACGGCCGUGCAAUUGCACAGUCCAUAGCAAAUGGUGUUGUUGCGUUUCCCGCUACCCAAGCGCAAGUUAUACACAGUGUGCGAGGUGUACCUUUGUCAGCGACGAGAACGAUGCAGUCGCCACUAGUAAUAAAACAAGGUACAACAACAGGCCAAGUGAACAUACAGCCUGGAAUGAUGGCCGUACCAAUGACAGUUAACUCAAGUAUGUCGAAUACAAUACCCAACGUGAUGACCAUAAAUAAGGCAGGAGGUCAGAAUGGUGUUGUGACAGCUCAGAACAUUGGUACAGGACAGCCAGCAAUCAUUCCCAAUGUACAGAUAUUAAACACUCGGCCCGCAGCUCCUACCGUUGCAGCUCAGAAAUCUGUAGCCACGGUGUCACCUCGGGUUGUCAUUGGAACUCCACAAGUAGUUGGGACGCGAGCAGCUGUACCUGGGAUAACGCUGCAAACACUUCAAAGUCUACAACAGGGGCAGCAGGGUCAUUUGUUGUUAAAAACAGAGAACGGUCAGUAUCAGCUGUUGAGGGUUGGUCCGGCGCCUGCUGCCAGUACACUAACGGCGCCCCAGCCACAGACCCUCCGGCUAUCGACCGUGCCGGCUCACCCCGGUGUCGUGACCGUAUCGACGAGUGUGGCGGUGCCUUCGCAGAUGGGCGCGAUGCCGACUGGACCCGUGGCCACCCCGGUGGCCGUCUCAUCCGUGACCACAGUCCAGAGCAGUGCGCCCGCGCCUGUUGCCCAGCCACCCGUUGUUCCAACCCAGAAGCCUUUGGACAAUACGAAGGAGAAAUGUAGGAAUUUUCUGGCCAACCUCCUGGACCUUUCAAGCAAAGAGCCGAAGUCGGUGGAAAGGAACGUGAGGAAUCUAAUCCAGGAGCUGAUUGACGCGCAAGUGGAGCCUGAAGAGUUUUGUGAUAGGCUCGAGAGGCUGCUGAACGCGAGUCCCCAACCUUGUCUUAUCGGUUUCCUAAAGAAAAGCUUACCUCUCCUUCGUCAAUCGAUGUGCACCAAGGAACUGGUUAUAGAGGGAAUAAACCCGCCGUCUCCGCACGUAGCUUUCUCCUCUAUUCCUUCUCUGCCGCCGCCUGCUCAACCCCAACCAGUCGUCGCUACUACAAACCUUCAGCUGCAAAAGACGCCCGCGAAACCGGGAAGUUCCAUCGCUGUAUUGCAAAACAUUCCGCUCAGCACGAAAACCAACGUGUCCAAAGUCGGUAAAACUAUGACGGUGAACAGCAAAGCUAACUUCUCGAGGCCGGGGAACCCUUCCGCGGCUCUGUCCACUGUACUCACCCCUGGCAGGUCCCUGUUGAAGGAGAGAGAGAAGAAGUCCACUCUCCAAUUCACUCAGCCGUUUGGCGAUGACAAGAUGACAGGCGAUGACGACAUUAACGAUGUUGCCGCUAUGGGUGGUGUUAAUCUGGCUGAAGAAACUCAGAGGAUAUUGGGAUCUACAGAGCUAAUUGGAACACAAAUCCGAUCCAUCAAGGACGAGUUUCUAGUACCAAUGGGCGUUAUGCAGAGUCGGAUUAAAGCGAUAACCAACAAGCACGGCCUUGAAGACGCCUCUAUGGAUGUGGCCAGUUUGAUUUGUCAUGCCGUUCACGAACGCCUCAAGACAAUGGUGGAAAAAUUGGCUGUCAUUGCGCAGCAGAGAGGCGAUCUACUCAUUAAGGGUGACGCCCGUUUUGAAGCAAUGCAAGACUUCAAAGGCCAGCUGAAGUUUCUCGAAGAAUUGGAUCGCGUAGACAGGAAACGGCGUGAAGACUCCGAAAGGGAAAUCCUGUUGAGGGCAGCCAAGUCGCGCUCCAAGAACGAAGACCCCGAACAGGCCAAGUUGAAAGCAAAGGCGAAAGAGAUGCAACGCGCUGAAUUGGAAGAAAUGCGUCAACGCGAGGCGAAUUUGACGGCGCUGCAGGCGAUUGGACCUCGCAAGAAAGCGCGGCUCGAAGGACCAGCGGAAACGGUAUCGAACACACCGGGAAAUACUUUUGCUGGACGCAGCCAACUGGCGCUUAGGACCCGCCUCAAGCGAAUCAACCUGCGCGACAUGAUCUGCCUCCUAGAACAGGAGAACGAAGCGGUUAACACGAAUAUGCUCUUCCGUUGCUACUUAAAAUAG